UUUGGUCAAUGGGGUUAAGGAAUAUAUAUGCAUAAUGCAGUGUGAAAUAAAAAUGAAUAGAAUAAAAUACAAAAGGGGCAUUCCGAGAAUUGAACUCGGGACCUCUCGCACCCUAAGCGAGAAUCAUACCACUAGACCAAAUGCCCAUUUAUUAUUUCGUUUUCGCAAUUGUUGAUUAAUUACAAUACCUUUUCCCGCCAAAACUGAAAUUUCCGCUUCAUAUUCCCAAUAAUUUUGAUUUUCCCCUCUUCAUUCAUAAAUUCUUUCCCUUGCUAUUCCAUCUUCACCUUCAUCAUCAGUGUUAGGGUUUUACUUCAUUUUCACUCUCUACUGUAUUCAAUUUUCUCAUUUUCUGUGCGAUUUGAAAUUAUUCAAAAACAGUGUUUCUCUGAAUGUAUUGCAGUUUCGUCUUGAAUUUUGUUUCGAAUUAUUAUGCCUGUUUGGGAUGGAAGUAAAGCACAUCGAUGAUCAAUCUCAUUCAUAAGCGAGAUGAAGUUAAUGAUGCAAAUAGCGAUGAGAAUUAUCAGGAAACUGAGCUUUUUGAGGAUACCUUAGUGAUCAACGGUCCAUUCACCGAAAUUGGGUUGGAAAAUCUCGAUCUGAAUAAUACCGAGAUUGUAGAGGAUUCAGAGCCUGUAGAGGAUAUGAUAACUGGUACAGUAUGUGAGUAUGAGACAGAAGUUGUGUUUGAUAGCGAGGACGAAGAAAUGAAUAAUACAGGCAAAGUGACUGUUGGUAAAAGAUUUCUUGAGGAUGAAAGUAGUCCAACGGUAUACAAUUCUUCGGUGCUCUUCAAGAAGAGAUUGCCUAAGCUACCAUGUGAGCAAGCAAACUCAAAAUCAAAUGGCACCACUUGUGGGAAAUCUAUUACUGGUGAGAGCUUUGAUGACAACAACCAUCAAUAUCUACCUGCUAUGUCAUAUGAUGCUCACUCACCAACCGUAGCUGCACUAGGCUUUGUGGAUCAGUACUUGUCACAGAUAGAUGUGGAUCUAUUUCAAGGAUUUCAAAAUGGAAAGAUUGCAAUGGAGAAGUCACCUCAAGUCUCGAGUGCAAGAGGAUCAAUUAGUCUGGCUAAGAAAUUUAAAGCUCGGACGCAAAGUGAAGAUAAAGACCCACUCAAAUGGGCUGACAGUGAUCAAAAUUUAAAAGAAGCUGGUAUUUUCUGUAAAAAACUUGAAGCAUCUUUCAGUUUUGGAAGCCAUGGACUGACGUAUAACAGAAGAAGACAGCAAAAAGGUAGUCGUCUUCAGAACCAAGGAAAAUGUAGUGCAAGUAAUGGAUGUGAUGAGAACCAAGGAAACUAUAGUGCAAGUAAUCAAUGUGAUGAGAAUUUAGUCCAAGAACCAACAAUGGCAACUGACAAUAAUAACUCUCUCAAGGAGUUGUAUGUUGAGUCAUGUGCCGCAAGAGGCGAUGUUGAUAUUUAUACAAGUGUAGCACAUACAGAAGACAUGCUGAUAUUGGCUUAGACACUCAAAUAGCUGCUGAAGCUAUGGAUG
Molecule: messenger RNA, 1502 nt
Organism: Medicago truncatula (barrel medic)
Lineage: Eukaryota; Viridiplantae; Streptophyta; Magnoliopsida; Fabales; Fabaceae
Exons: 3
Coding region: 465-1472 (335 amino acids)
Source: RefSeq, a predicted model, not a curated record